GUGAGUCUCAAUUUGCGUGGCUGUUCUACCCCGUGAGGUUCGCCAAGAGCCACAGCGCCAGCUGUGGGACACACUACCGUACUCACCACUACGAUUCACGAAUAAUGUAGAAAACUUGAAACACAGGCAGACAGUAUUCGCACACUAGCAUUGAGGACCUCGAGUGAAUUUUUAAUAAAAAGUUCAUAACUAUCAUGCCAUUUCGUCAUGGAAUCAUGAGCCAAAAAAGAUUGCAACCUUCCCAAUGACAAAGGGAACAGGCGCAGUCUGGCCAGGAGAUGAUCUAUCUGAUCCUUGGGUAAACACGUAUGAUACGGUUACCAUGCAGAAUUUCCUCACAAGAGAAGAAACAUGUAAAAAAACAACAACCAUACCCAGGGCGAUGAAUGUGCUCGAAGGCACAGAACAAAAGAGAUGCCCGUUUCCUUUCCUCCUCUCCCAACCGCCAGCCGAUACUCUGACAAAAUUACUCAUAUGUACAAGUUGUGAUGCACGCGCAAUGCAGCCCGGAGCCUCCGUUUCUCAUCGAAGCCUUUUUGGUACCGUCAUUGCCCCAUGGUGCUGUGAACCAGAGACCCAUAAGGAACCGCGUGUUUCGAGUCUUUCUAAAGCCCGUUGUUUUUCCUGGUUCCCGUUUUUGUUUUCGUACUCGACGCCAAGGUUGUUGCCGAGACAGUGCCUUCCCAGGCUGGUCUCUCAGAAUCCAGAUCUAGUCUAUACACGAAAGUCUCGUGGCGGCCGCAGCCAUGGCAGAGGAAAAGGCUCAAUAGUUGAUGAGCCAUGCCACCGAGCCGCCAGACUUUCCAACUUUCUUUUUCGAAACAAAUAUCUCUGGCGAUGCUCUGCAAGCGAGUGCCCGCGUAUAGGCAUGCCGAGAGGAUUGACGCCAAAACUCGUCCGCGGAGUCGAACAGUUUGAAAUCGUGAUAUACCGCUGAGCGUACGACCAAAGAGGAAGACCAACAUAGUCUUCACAGCAGAUCUUGCUGAACUCGCCACAAGGCUGAACCGUAGCAUCGUGAUUUCGUAAGGUGUACGCCGCCGCAAUAAAGUAAAAUUCCGAUAGCCAUCAAAGACUGCGAGACACGAGCUCGCCUUCAAACGCCAUC
Molecule: messenger RNA, 1108 nt
Organism: Colletotrichum phormii
Lineage: Eukaryota; Fungi; Ascomycota; Sordariomycetes; Glomerellales; Glomerellaceae
Exons: 1
Coding region: 245-937 (230 amino acids)
Source: RefSeq, a predicted model, not a curated record